Cynara cardunculus var. scolymus (artichoke) is the source of this 843-nucleotide messenger RNA. RefSeq lists its product as uncharacterized. The record is from RefSeq and is a predicted model, not a curated record. The transcript is spliced from 4 exons. Gene Ontology annotation, biological process: telomere maintenance; DNA repair. Gene Ontology annotation, molecular function: DNA helicase activity. The coding region runs from base 1 to 843 and encodes 280 amino acids. Lineage: Eukaryota; Viridiplantae; Streptophyta; Magnoliopsida; Asterales; Asteraceae.
AUGGGGAGAACAACUCACUCUCGAUUCAAGAUUCCCCUUACUCUUAGUAAUAAUUCGGUGUGCAAUAUAAAAAUACAAAGUGCAACUGCUGAACUACUUCGAGUUGCAAAAAUAAUCAUCUGGAAUGAAGCAUUAAUGGCAAAAAGGCAGGAAAUAGCGGCACUCGAUAGAACAAUGCAAGACAUCACUGGACAGGUGUUGCUAGUAAUGAGACAUGACACUCAAGCACAUAUCGUAAACUCAAGCUUACGGAUGUCACCUAUGUGGUCUUCGAUUAAAAAGUUGCGGUUAACGAUCAAUAUGAGAGCACUUACUGAUCCAUGGUUUUCGGAUUUUCUGUUACGUGUCAGCGAUGGAAAUGAAGAAUCAAUAGACGAAAACUUUAUUCACAUACCUGAUGACAUGGCCAUUCCUUACACAAAUAAAAAUGAAUUGAAGGACGCUUUGAUUGAUGCAAUCUUUCCUUCUCUUCAAACUUGCGAGACUGCUUCAGAUUAUAUCAUUUAUAGGGCGAUACUAACAACUAAAAAUGAACAUGUCGACGAGAUUAAUGAUCAGUUGGUUGAAAGAUUCUGUGGAGAGGAAAAAAUUUACUAUAGUUUUGAUGAGGCAGAAGAUGACAAGAAUAACUUAUAUCCGAUAGGUUUUCAGCAGAAUGCUAUCGAUGUAGAAAUAGUUGUUGGUCAGCAUGCUGGUAAGAGGCUAUAUCUUCAAGUUGUUUAUCUCGUUGCUCCUCCUUCUUUCGUCGUCGCUCCUCCUCCGCCCGCUGUCGAUCCUCCGCCACGCGCCAUCGCUCCUCCUCCGCCAUCCGUUGGUGCUGACUUUGUUCCUAUAAGUCUCUAA